Cloeon dipterum is the source of this 1375-nucleotide messenger RNA. RefSeq lists its product as uncharacterized. The record is from RefSeq and is a predicted model, not a curated record. The transcript is spliced from 2 exons. Bases 310 to 1161 code for a protein of 283 amino acids. Lineage: Eukaryota; Metazoa; Arthropoda; Insecta; Ephemeroptera; Baetidae.
GUGGGCUGAGGCGAUUGACAUAAUAGAUACAAGACCUAGACAGAGAGAAGCAAGCUAGAAUGCUCUGAAGAGCGGUGAAAAGUGAAGGUUUACAAAAUUACGGAUGCCCACAAAGCACUGAGAAGUUAAAAAGCGAAGCCGAUAGAAGAAUAUAUUUUAGUGUUAUAAAAUAUGUGUGUUAACGCAGUAGUCGCACCGGAUCAAGUUCCUCUUUAUAGCCUCAUCAAAAAAUAUAAUUUUCAGUCGGAAGAUAUAAAGAGAUCACAUAUUCGUCAGUGAAGGAAAAAUUUCAACUCUGUUACAACCAAAAUGCUGCCUGCGAUACCGUGGUUAGUGCAAGCCGGCAUGGCCAUUGUCGCAAGUUACGGAGGGUACCUGUAUUACGACCAGAACUUAAAAGACCUCAGAGGAGAUCUUAACGUUUCCAUGCUCAAAUUUGACUUAAACAUCAACAUUUUCGGUCAGACAGAGGCCCUGAAUGCCCUGGUGAAAAGCUUAAAUCGGCACCAGAAGAAACCAGGUUCUGAAGUGACUGUGUUGUACGGGGGAGUUGGGGUUGGCAAAACUCUAGCCUUGUCUCUUAUCCGGCGCAACUACCAACCACAACGAGCCAUUACCAACGUGAUGCAGAACGCGCUGGAGGACUUCACGCAGGUCCAGGAGGUGCACAAGACGCUCAAGUCUAAUUUAGUGAGGAUCAAGCAGGGCUUCGCUCUUGUCACGAUCGACAAUGCCGACAUCACAAGCGUUGACUUGUGGCGAUUCAUCAAAGCCAUCGACAAUUUGUGCAUUUUGUACCAAACGCAGGCAAAGGUUGUCAUCAGCGCGCAACUUUUCGGGGAGUCAAAUUCGGAGAACGUACGUGACUUGAUAUCCCAUUCCUUCAAGAGUGAAGAGGAGUACACAAAUUACAUCCGGGACAAAAACCAAAAAGUGUGCUCCUACUUUAGCACCUGCAAUGCAAUCAUGUUCAAGCCGAUUUCAUUAGAUACCUUGAAAAUGUGUAUCAGUGCUUCUGCCAAAACUCUGACCAGAAUGGACUUGACUGAAAAGCAGAUGCUCUAUUUGAUGGGCCAAAUUUCUGAAGUUGGACUUGAUUAUGUACCUGGUGGAUGUAAAUCAGUUGAAAACUAUGUUGCACUUCUGCAUGAUGGGCUGUAGAAAUUCUGCACAAACUGUCUCGAGGUGUUGCUGUAUUUUAAAUUAACUAAAUUAACAAGGCUGAUUUUGCACAUCUCUUUACGCAGUUCAUUAUUGUGUCUGUAUGAGUCGGUUCCAUUUUAAAUGGAUUCUGCAAGAUAAUUAACUUUUGGGAAUAAUUGUGUAAUAAUAAAGUUUUGAAUUGAACUUAACCAAAAUAAAUGGCAUAAAUUAC